AUGACAGAAUCUAAUCCUACCCCAAAUGAAUCUUUGAGUUAUGUUUUAAGUAUAAACUCUGCCCCAGAUAUAGAAGAAACUUCUAUAGCUAAUAAACCACAAAGUGUUGAUAUAAGCAAGGAAAAAAUCCAAUUUUUACAUAUAUCUCCUUCAAUGUUUAAUAUUAAUUACCAUAAUCAACUCAAGGAAUUAAGUGAUAGCUAUAAGUAUGACAUAAAUAAUUUAAAUAACAAAAUAAAAGAUUCUAAUGAGCCAAAACUAAAUAAUAACCAAGACCAAUUGGAAAAUACAAGUGCAAAGAAAAGAAAGACAAAAUCAAAAAUAAAUAUAAAUGGAGAAUAUAUCGGUCCCUGGAAGUUUAAUCCUCUUGAUAAUACUGAAGAUAUUGUAAAUGAAUUACAAAUAGAUCUGGGUAAAACUGAAAAUAAUAAAAUGGAAUUGAAAUUAUCUACUAUAUCCAGCACUCCAAAUAAUACAAAUAAUGAGGAACAAAAAGCAGAUGUAAGCUAUGUAGAUAUUGAUACUGAAAUUAAUAAAAAGGCAUCUUCAAGUAAAUUUCUUGGAAAGUCGAGAUUUGAUUACCAAGGUAGAACAUGGCUAACAUGUCCAUCAAAUCUCAAUAAACCACGACACCCAGACUCUAGUUGUUACAUACCAAAGAAAUUAUAUUCUACGCUUAUAGGUCAUACAAUGGGAGUUCAGACUAUCCGUUUUAUACCGAAGACAGGUCAUAUGUUAUUAUCAGCUAGUUUGGAUAGCACAAUAAGGAUAUGGGAUAUAACUAAAAAUAAUAAUAAAUGUAUGUAUUUAUAUAGUGGGCAUGAAAAGGCUGUAAGAGAUAUCCAAUUUAUUUCUAACUCUGAGGGGAUUUGUACUGAUUUUUAUAGUUGCAGCUAUGAUAAGCAGACACUUCUAUGGGAUAUUGAAUAUGGGAAAAUAAAGGGAAGAUUUACAAAUAAGAAGAUUCCAUAUUGCAUUGCUGUACAUCCUAAUGAUGAGACAAGUUUCAUUGUUGGAUGUAGUAAUAAGAAAGCAGUUCAAUUUGAUAGUAGAAGUGGUAAUAUAGUUCAAGAGUAUAAUGAACAUAUGGGAGCUGUAAAUACAGUAACAUUUUGUGAAAAUGGAAGGAAAUUAGUUACAACUUCUGAUGAUAAGAAAAUGUUUAUAUGGGACUAUGGAAUUCCAAUAGUAGUUAAGCAUAUUGCAGAUACAUCUAUGCAAUCAAUGCCAUACGUAACACUACACCCAACUAAGCAAUUUAUGGCUUGUCAGAGUAUGGAUAAUCAAAUAGUUGUAUACGAAGCUCAUUCUAGAUUUCGUCUAAAUAAAAAGAAAUUUAUAGGGCUUAAUAACUCUGGAUAUGCUAUUCAAUGUGAUAUUAGUCCAGAUGGACAAUUUCUUGCUUCAGGUGAUAUUAAAGGAAAAAUUUAUUUUUGGGAUUGGAAUAAUACAAAAAAUUAUCGUAUUAUUCAAGCUCAUGAUGGUAUUUGCAUAGGUUGUCAAUGGCAUCCAAUUUUGCCGUCACGCGUUGCCACGUGUGGCUGGGAUGGCACCAUCAAAUUGUGGGAUUAA
Cryptosporidium muris RN66 is the source of this 1572-nucleotide messenger RNA. RefSeq lists its product as uncharacterized. Gene Ontology annotation, molecular function: protein binding; mRNA binding. The record is from RefSeq and is a predicted model, not a curated record. The coding region runs from base 1 to 1572 and encodes 523 amino acids. Gene Ontology annotation, cellular component: catalytic step 2 spliceosome. Gene Ontology annotation, biological process: mRNA splicing, via spliceosome. The transcript has a single exon. Lineage: Eukaryota; Apicomplexa; Conoidasida; Eucoccidiorida; Cryptosporidiidae.